Molecule: messenger RNA, 1660 nt
Organism: Drosophila subobscura
Lineage: Eukaryota; Metazoa; Arthropoda; Insecta; Diptera; Drosophilidae
Product: fibrinogen-like protein 1
Exons: 2
Coding region: 290-1624 (444 amino acids)
Source: RefSeq, a predicted model, not a curated record
GUAUACAUUUGCAGGCAUGCAGCGAAGUUUGUAUUUUAAAUCGAAUUAAAAACUUUAUAAGUAACGUACACAAAUAUUAGUGUCCACAGUGAAAUUUGGUGUAUGCCCAGCUAGAAUUAAUAAAUGACUAAAGAGCCAGCUGUAGAAGUGUACGCUUCAAGUUCAAGUGCAGAUGGAAGUGCAGUAGUUCUUAUCAGCAGACAGCUUUGCAUUCACUUCCGGAUUUGGAUAGUUUGCUCAUUAGCUAUGCAUUUAUUUCGCUUGCGAAUUCAGUUUAAUUUCGAUUUCCAUGUGCACGGUUCUGGGAGUACGUCUCAAAAUGGACAAGUGUUUGCUUUUACUGCUGAUUGUUUUUACUGUACCCGGGUCCUUUCAGGCCAUUCCCAAGAUUAAGCCCACCAAGGAUGUCAUUAAAGAUUUAAAGAACAAGACAGAAGUAGUACCCGCAAGUAGCCUGCCCAUUGUCAAUGCCACACCAGUGCCUGAGAAGUUGGCAGAAGUCCACAUUGAUCAGCACAAAACCAUUCGCAUUAGCAAGGGAGAUCUGGACGAUUUAUUGGAUGUUUAUAUGGGUAAAAUAGCAGAGAGUGCGGCGACCAUCAAGGACAAGGAGAAUGAAAUAAACAAGCUGCAAACCAAGGAACACACUGACGACGAUUUGCUCAAAAGAUUUGAGAAUCUCACAGAGAUUUGUAAUGUUCAGAAUUCUACAUAUGCAGCAAAGCUGAAGGAGAAGGAUGAAAAAAUCAAGGAACUCGAGCAGAAGGUCAAGAUCUACGAAACCAGAUUGAAGAGGAAACAGCACGUGUUGACUGAGCUGAGAAAACAGAACAUCUCCAGUACGGCAUUGAUCGAUCAUCUCAAGGCAAAAGACGCAUACUUUGAAGGCAAAUUCAGGGAGAAGAAGGAUGAUCUGUUGGCAGACUGGGAGGCAGCCACCACCAGUUGCAUACCCUUUGGCAUGUCGCCUGGCAUUCAUUUGAUACAUCUGCCCGGAUUCCUGCCCUUUCUGGUGCCCUGCGAGGGUCUCCCAUCCGCCGGUCCUGGCUGGAUGGCUAUUCAGCGCCGACUGGAUGGCUCUGUGAACUUCUAUCGCAACUGGGAUCAGUACAGCAAGGGCUUUGGCAAGCUCAACGGAGAGUUCUUUAUUGGCCUCGAAAAACUGCACCGCAUGACAAACUCGCAGCCCCACGAGCUCUACAUAAGCUUCAGGAGAUUUAAUGGGGAGACAAGCUAUGCCCACUACGAUGACUUUGUUAUCGGCAGUGAGGAGGAAGGCUACGAAUUGAAAUUGCUGGGCCAUUAUCAAGGCAACUCCAGUGAUGCGUUGCGCACCCAUGACAAGAUGAAAUUCUCAACCUUCGAUAGGGAUAACGAUGAAUUUACGCAUAUGAAUUGCGCCGAAUAUCAUCACGGUGCCUGGUGGUACGAUUUUUGUUCUCGAAGCAACUUGAAUGGCAAGUACUUCAAGUCCGAGGUGGACAAUGUCCAGGGCAUUUUCUGGGAGCCCUGGUACAGCUUCAGAUCUCUGAAAUCCGUGCAGAUGCUAAUACGCCCAAAGAGCCGAAUGGAGUUGAAAGAUUUACCCAGCACAAAGCGUACACCGAGAGCUUUACUAAAAUGAAAGUGUCCAUCAGCUCAACAGAUAAAUUCUCAUUAU